Molecule: messenger RNA, 648 nt
Organism: Scutellospora calospora
Lineage: Eukaryota; Fungi; Glomeromycota; Glomeromycetes; Diversisporales; Gigasporaceae
Source: the annotation of a GenBank genome assembly
AUGUAUCAUUUUGAAAAUGAUGUUAAUAUGUAUUCUCUUUCCACUUAUACUUACACCAAUAACAUUAAUUCAGAACAAAACGUUCCAUCGUUGUCAUUUGAUGCUUAUGCAAAUUACGGGAGAUCCGAAAACUAUUAUCCAGGGUCAUCUUUUCUUUCAUAUACACCAUCACAAGCUGCUCAAUCGAAUGAUAUCUAUAUGGUUUCACCUAGUACACCACAAAUCGAUCCAAGUAUCUGGUUUAUCGAUUCAUUUACAUCCAACGAUACUUUAGUUACUCAACAAACGAAUCUAAUUACAAAUAAUAAUACUUUACGAAAAAAACAAGAAAAUUAUAAGAUAUGUUCGGAUUGUGGAACAGAUCAAACUUCAACAUGGCGUAAAUACGGAACAAGCCAUUUGUGCAAUCCGUGCGGAAUUUAUCGUACAAAAUAUGGAAUUCAACGUCCAACUUAUCGAGAUGUUGAUGGUAAAAUUAGAAUCAAGCGAAGAAACACACAACAAAAUAGGGAAUGCGCGAAUUGUAGAACUACCGAAACUCCAUGUUGGAGAAAACUUGAAGAAAGGAGAUUAUGCAAUAAGUGUUGUUUGUAUCAGAAAUUACAUGGUCAUCCGAGACCACAAAGGAUUCGAGGACGACCGUUCUAA